CACCAAUAUCGCGUUGCGGAAAAUACAAAAGAGACCUAUCAACUUUCCACGUCAAGAAGGGCAUAUAAAGUGCGAGACUGAAUGGGAAUGUUUACAAUCUUCCUAUCCUCAAUCCCCCUUUCAGUUUCUUACCCCAGCCCAGGUAGUUCAAGUAGCAUGGCAUCUACACCUGAUCUGUUCAUGCGGAGGACGCGCGGUCUUCCACGUCGGGAUUAUAAUGCUCUGCACAAUGGCCUGAUUUCUUCGCCUUCACAGCAGUCUGAGGGAUCUACCUGUGAAACAGGACACCCUUCCUCUCCUGAGCCCUCUUCGCCUAGGGACCUGGAAAACGUUCAAAACACACCUCAAUCAAAGCGGUCUUACUCUUUGCUUAGUUCCUCGCCUUCCCCGCUUGAUCCUGCCUUUUCAGAGAGCAGGAGCGAUGCGAGUAGUCCGCACCCGUGUAAAAGACGAAAGCCCAAAUCAUAU
This is a messenger RNA of Aspergillus welwitschiae, 468 nucleotides long. RefSeq lists its product as uncharacterized. Lineage: Eukaryota; Fungi; Ascomycota; Eurotiomycetes; Eurotiales; Aspergillaceae. The annotation marks the transcript as partial. The record is from RefSeq and is a predicted model, not a curated record. The transcript is spliced from 2 exons.